This is a messenger RNA of Neofelis nebulosa (Clouded leopard), 2442 nucleotides long. It is a transcript of the gene DNAAF8, whose product is annotated as dynein axonemal assembly factor 8. Bases 661 to 2370 code for a protein of 569 amino acids. Gene Ontology annotation, molecular function: dynein complex binding. NCBI's taxonomy places the organism in Eukaryota, Metazoa, Chordata, Mammalia, Carnivora, Felidae. The record is from RefSeq and is a predicted model, not a curated record. The transcript is spliced from 11 exons. Gene Ontology annotation, cellular component: dynein axonemal particle.
CCCGCACCCGAGCCUUCCGGUCAGCUCGCCCGGCUCGCUGUGUGACCCCCGCGGCAGCCAAUCAACAGGAGAAGUUCGCCUUGCCCCUCCCCUCCGCUAGCCAGGGAAACCAAUCCUAUUUCAAGAGAGGCAGGACGCGCCAAGUCCCGAAAGAGGAGCGGGGGGAAAAAGUGCGGUUGGCAGUCCAGUAAUGUAAAACUGCCGAGGGGGGAUUCCAAAGGCGGUGACAGCCUCAGUAGUUGCGCCGCGGCCCGGGGGAGCGAACGGGUCCGGAGGAACGCACUGGGAACUGUUUAUAGUCCUGUCAAAACUGCGCAGAGAGGGGAGGUAGAGGCCUGAGGGUUCGGAGGAGACUCGAGCAGCUCCGCCGCUUAGCUUUAGGCGUUAACCCCAGUCAGCAGGUUAAAGUGAACUCGCCGUGGUGUUCAGGACCCUCCGCGAUCUGGUCUGUCAUCACCGCAUAUUCUCGCAGCAGAUACUUUCUUACCCCAACAUGUUGGGCAAUUUUCACUCUUCUGAGCCACUGUACAUGUUCUUGCUGCAACCUGUAAUGACUUUCCCUACCCUGUUGCCUUGCCUGUCUGAAGAACCUAGAAUAUCUGGCGAAUCUGUUACGCUACAGUCUGCCCUACAGAGCCCGGUUCCAAAAAACAUCCGCUGAUGUGUUAUGAGCUGCGUCCCCACCCUGCUGUUCACAGUUCAGGGUGCACCAAGCUCCUGCUCCAGGGCUGCUUGGAUGAUGGCACGCUGAGCAGCAUCCCUGGAGCCUGGGUCCUCAUGGCAUCCCAGGACAAAGAUGAGGAGUCGCCACCUCCCUGGGCCUCCCAGACAGGGCCCUGGGAUGCCAUCCUUGAGGCCGUCAGGGAGCAGCUCCCAUCUCUAGACUCCGAUUCCUCCUUGUCGGACUGCGAGGCAGAGGAGCUGUUCAUCUUCCAGCGAGAUCACACUGCCCUGAUCCCAGACCUGUCGGAGGAGCUGGCCGAAGACCCUGCCGGGGCCUGGCUUGCUACGGUUGAUGGGUCUUCUGAGCCAGGUGCAGUGCCUGUGGAACCCAGCACAGAACCCUGGAGAGAGUGGGGCCCAAGGACAGAGGCUUCUGCCUCUCUGCAAGGUGGAGACCCUGGCGGGCCUAUAGACAGCUGUGGGGAAACCAGUUCUCUUCUCAGGGUGCCCAAGGACACCCCCAAGUGGCAGGAAGACAACCAUGGGGCUGUGUCCCUCAGCACCCAGGGUCCUCACCAGGGGCCGCAGGAGGAAGCCACCCUGUCCCCCUGGGAAGGUGACCUGAAAGCAGAGCCCCUGAGCGCUGCCUCACAAACCGGUUGGGCCGCAGACUAUGCAGACCGCAGAGCCCUCCGAAAGGAGAGAAGGAAGAUGAUUGAGAAGGACAUACUCCAUAAAGUCACCUGGGAUGCCCAGGACCCAGCCUGCAGUGACCAAAGUCAAGUGGAAGAGGCACCCUGUGCAGCGGCAGUGGCAGUUCCAAGACCAGAGACGCCACCAGAGGGGCCCCGGGAAGGAUGGCUGGUGCUCUCCCUCAAGCAACUUGAAGAGUGGGAUUUGGAUCACAUCCUUCAAAGUCUGGCAGGGCGAGAAGAUGACAGGGGAGAUCGCGCACCUGGAGCUACGUGGUGGGCAGCUGACCGCCUGGGCCGAGACCACACCCUGCUCAACACCCAGGACAGGCUCUUGGAACGGCUCGCCCUCCUGGGUGCCACACAAUCCAGAGCCUCUUCUGCCUGGAAGGCACCUGCUGACACGCCCCAGGACACCAAGCAGCGGGAGACCAGCAGCAGAACUGCUCGGAUGGAGCCGGGCUUCCAGGCUGAGCUGGGCCUAAGGCUGGCCAGCGGCCUGCAGCUAAGGGGCCCAGCAGAGCCUCCUACUGUCUUCAUUGAUUUGCGGCCCACGGAGCCAUCGGACCUUGGGUCUUCAGAAAGCUCCAGCUCCUCUGACAGCGAGGAGGAGGAAGAGACAGCGGCUCUUGGAGACCAACAGGGACCAGCAGAGCAGGAGCGUCAUUCCUCCCAGGGGCUACGGGACUGUACUGGGAAGAGUCAGCUUCUCCAGCAGCUCAGGGCAUUUCGGAAGGGGACAGCUCAGCCCAAUCUGCCAGCCACUGAGGGUCCCGGUGGCCAGAAGGCUCAAGUCCUUGAAGAUACAGCCAGCUCCAGAACUGGGAGGAAGCAACAUGUGACACACCGGGCUGAGAAGCAGAGCACCCAGACCAGAGCAAAGAUGCUAAAUUUGUACACAGAGCGUGAUGACAACUCCUUUGAAAAGCGUCUGGAGGGAGACUCCGCAGACAGUAGUCUGUGCGGAUGGAGGGGCUGUCCAGCCUGUUCACUGCUCCUGCAGUCUUCUCUUUAAGGUGCAUCUGUUGUUUUCCAUCAUACGAGGUCUUUUUUAAAAUUAAAACUGCAAUAAAACAUAUUUAGAGAA